AUGGACUCAAUCCAAGCUCAGACAGUGAACAUCACUCCUCUUUGCUAUGAAUUUAUAAAUGGAUCUUGUCCGAAGUUUGUCUAUCCACUGGUUUUGAAGGUGCCACUUUACUUGUUCUUCAGUUCAGUGGUGAUUUUAACAGUUUUUGGAAACUUAUUUGUUAUCAUAACCAUUUUUCAUUUCAAGCAGCUUCACUUGUCAACUAAUUACCUUGUUCUGUCUCUGGCUGUAACUGAUCUGCUGCUGGGUGCAUUUUAUAUGCCUCCAUGUAUGGUACAAUCUGUGGAAACUUGCUGGUAUUUGGGUAAUUUAUUCUGUAAAAUUUAUAACAGUAGUAGUAUCAUGUUGUGCACUGCUUCAAUUAUAAACUUGUCUUUAAUAUCCAUUGACCGAUACUAUGCUGUGUGUCAUCCCCUGCUGUAUCACAGUAAAAUCACCCCCUUUUCCACAGCAGUCAUGAUCUCCAUCUGCUGGAGUGUCUCUAUUAUAGCCGGAUUUGGAAUAAUAUUCCUGGAGCUGAAUAUUCUAGGUAUUGAAGAGUUUUACUAUGAAAAUGUUGCAUGUGAAGGAGGUUGUGUGUUGUUUGAAAGUCCAGCUGCAACUAUUGCUUCAGCAGUUCUUUCUUUUUAUUUGCCAGGUGUUGUGAUGCUCAAUAUAUAUGUAAAGAUAUUCCGCAUUGCGCAAAAUCAAGUAAAAUCUAUUCAGCACUUAAAAUGUAAAAACAAUAUAAAAUCGAUGUUAAACAAAGAAGAGAGAAAAGCCACCAAAACUCUGGCUGUGAUUUUGGGAGUAUUUCUUUCCCUUUGGACACCAUUUUUUGUCUGUUAUAUAAUCAAACCUUUCACUGCUUACUCAUUUCCACCAGUUUUGAUUGAUAUGUUUGCAUGGAUUGGACUUAUGAAUUCUACUUGCAACCCAAUUGUGUAUGCUUUCUUCUACAAGUGGUUUAGAAAAGCCUUUAGGAUUAUUUUAUCAGGGCAAAUAUUUCAGACAGGAUCUUCAAGAAUGAAUCUGUUAUCACACUGAAAACAUAAAAAUGUUUUACCUUUUAGACUUUAUCAUAAGAUGGUAUGCAUUUUACAUAAAAUAAUUGUCAAUUACAAAAUUAAAACCUGAAUGGGCGUCAACAACCAACAUACAAAAGUUCUGAUAAUAAAAUAAUUUGACACAUUUGUGAUACGUUGUUCAACUGCAUAAUUGUUUGCAGCUAUGCUCUUAUAAUGUUGGAUCCCUUUAUCAAUUAGGACAAUAGAUUAAACAAAGUAAACUGUGUGUUUUCAAAAAGAAAAUGGGUUUUAAUAAGAAAUUCUUCCUUAGAAUUAAUGCCGAAUAAGGCCUGAUGUCUUGUAAAAGUCUUUUUCACUUAAGAUUUAAAUUCUCAAACAUUUAUAUUUACAAAAGAAAAUAUCUAAUUAAAAUGAUUUGAUAGUAUAUUUAUUUAAAUUGUAAUGCCUUUUUGUUAUUUUACCACAGGAAAAAGCAUCUGCCGAAUGAAAUGCAAUGUAAUGUAAUGGUAAUUACAAAUGACUGUUUUUUUUAAGCUGUCAGGAAAAAUUACCUAGGUUUCAAAAUCCAUAAUUAUGAAUGAGAAAUCUAACUUGUACCCUUUAAAGGGUUUGUCCUGUCCUAAAUGACUGACUAUUUUUUAUCCAAACUGUAUUUUUCUAUUUUCAUUUUAGCCAAAAUAUAUUUUGACCUGGGAGUAAAAAUGCCAAAUUAUGUUUAAUUAUACACUCCUUGAAAUACAAGUGUCAAACUGCCAGAAUAUUUUUGAGAGAUCAGACCAUGCAGUCAGAAACAUAAAUAUGGUAUGUUAGGGAAAUGUUUGAAUGCAAUGGCAGUAUUAAACUAAGCAAUGUACUAUUAUUCUUUAUCGGAAAACUGGAAAAAGUACAGGGUUUAAUGCUGAGCGAUUAUCAUUCACAUCCUUACAUGUUACUAAAGCACUGUGGUAAAUAAAGAUUUACAGCUUUGUAUGUAAGUUAUGUAUGCCAAACACACAAGUAAAAACGUUUUGAGUCUUAAUACAAUGGCUACUUUGGGAGAAUAUCACACAUGUAGCUCCUCAUCCAGCUUAUAAAUAUAGCUGAAUGCUAUAGCUGGUCAUGGGGAGUAGGCCUUGUGUGUCAUGGGGAGGACAAACACUGUAGAUAUAACACUAUCUGUGGUUAUAAAACUACUAUUUCAGAGUUAAAAGUUG
Molecule: messenger RNA, 2200 nt
Organism: Astyanax mexicanus (Mexican tetra)
Lineage: Eukaryota; Metazoa; Chordata; Actinopteri; Characiformes; Acestrorhamphidae
Product: trace amine-associated receptor 1-like
Exons: 1
Coding region: 1-1026 (341 amino acids)
Biological process (GO): adenylate cyclase-activating adrenergic receptor signaling pathway
Cellular component (GO): membrane
Molecular function (GO): G protein-coupled receptor activity
Source: RefSeq, a predicted model, not a curated record